Molecule: messenger RNA, 1775 nt
Organism: Lates calcarifer (barramundi perch)
Lineage: Eukaryota; Metazoa; Chordata; Actinopteri; Centropomidae
Gene: capza1a
Product: capping actin protein of muscle Z-line subunit alpha 1a
Exons: 10
Coding region: 104-961 (285 amino acids)
Biological process (GO): actin cytoskeleton organization; barbed-end actin filament capping
Cellular component (GO): F-actin capping protein complex; actin cortical patch
Molecular function (GO): actin filament binding
Source: RefSeq, a predicted model, not a curated record
GUGUACUUCUGGUCUGGUGCUUUCAUUGUUGGGCUGGGAGGAGACAUACGCAAACCUGGCAACGUAGGCAGCAGUCGCUUUGUUAACACUUCAUUGAACCAAGAUGGCAGAUUUCGAAGAGCUCAGCGAUGAGGAGAAGGUCCGUAUUGCAGCUAAUUUUGUGAUGCACGCUCCCCCUGGGGAGUUCAAUGAAGUCUUCAAUGAUGUGCGACUACUGCUUAACAAUGAUAAUCUUCUCAGAGAAGGCGCAGCUCACGCCUUUGCCCAGUACAACAUGGAUCAGUUCACCCUUGCCAAAAUUGAUGGAUAUGAAGAUCAGGUCCUGAUCACAGAACACGGAGACCUUGGUAACGGGCGCUUCUUUGACCCUCACAAUAAGAUCUCCUUCAAGUUUGACCACCUGAGAAAAGAGGCCAGUGAUCCCCAGCCCCACGAGGGCGAGGCAGCCCUCAAGUCAUGGAGAGACGCCUGUGAUUCUGCCCUGAGGGCCUACAUCAAGGAGCAUUACCCCAGUGGAGUCUGCACCGUUUAUGGGAAAACAAUCGAUGGCCAGCAGACCAUUAUUGCUUGUAUCGAGGGUCAUCAGUUUGAGCCGAAAAACUUCUGGAACGGUCGCUGCCGGUCUGAAUGGAAGUUCAGUGUCUCACAAUCUACAGCACAGGUGGUUGGAGUCUUGAAAUUACAGGUACAUUAUUAUGAGGAUGGCAAUGUGCAGCUAGUCAGCCACAAAGAUGUACAGGAAUCACUGACUGUGUCUAAUGAGAGCCAGACUGCAAAGGAGUUGGUGAAAAUUAUUGAGGAUGCAGAGAAUGAAUAUCAGGUGGCCAUCAGUGAGAACUACCAGACCAUGUCAGACACCACCUUCAAAGCCUUACGCAGACAGCUCCCAGUCACUCGCACCAAGAUCGACUGGAACAAGAUCCUCAGCUACAAGAUCGGCAAAGAAAUGCAGAACGCUUAGAGGACAGAGGCUGUUGGGGUUACGACAAACUGAUUUGGGAGAUGCUGAUGCUCGUGCAAAGUGUGUGGCCUAACCUCCUGUAUGUCCCUCUAAAAGAGACAUUACAGCUUCUGUUGAGCACUAAGAAGGGAUACCUUCAUUUACAGUGACAUUGAGUGGUGUAACUCUCGCUCAUUUGCAAACCUAUGUUAUUAUUUUUCAACAAAUAAUGCCUUUAGUGACACUGUGAAAGCUUGGGUCAUUUCCUGCUAUUCAGACUCACUUACACAUACAUACAGUUUUUGAUCCCUCAGUGCUUCAAAUGGACACACAUCCUCCCAAAGGCCCCCUUUACCUCCAUGUAGCAAGUCAUUUACACUUUCUAUAAAGCAUAACUGAUAUUCUUUAAGAGCUUCCAAUACCUCUAUAGUUUUUUAUUAACAGAUGGCAAAUACUGUAUGCAAUUUGAUAUGUUAUCUGACUGGAGAGAAACUUGACAGCACCAGAUUAUUCAGUUUGUAUUUCAUUAAAAAAAAAAAAAAACUCAUCCAUACAUAUUUAUGCAUUCCUCUGGUUGCAGGGUUGUAGCCAGAAGGCAUGGAAAAGUAUAUAUGUCUUUUCUUUUACCAGAUCCUGUCUUCCCUGUUGAAGUGUAGUUCUUUUAUUUUCCUCUGUUAUAGGAAGACAUUUUCAUUAAUAAUUCCCUCUAUAUAUCCCCCCAAACUGAUAAAGUAUUGGUGUCCUCCUGCCAACUGUUUGCCUUUAGCUUUUGCUAUAUUUUUUAUACAAACUGUAAGUACAUUUAUUAUUCAUUAAAUAAAAAUGUUGCACCGAA